This is a messenger RNA of Oryzias melastigma (Indian medaka), 3149 nucleotides long. RefSeq names its product doublecortin-like kinase 3 (gene dclk3). The transcript is spliced from 6 exons. Gene Ontology annotation, biological process: protein phosphorylation; intracellular signal transduction. Gene Ontology annotation, molecular function: ATP binding; protein kinase activity. The coding region runs from base 327 to 2672 and encodes 781 amino acids. The record is from RefSeq and is a predicted model, not a curated record. NCBI's taxonomy places the organism in Eukaryota, Metazoa, Chordata, Actinopteri, Beloniformes, Adrianichthyidae.
CUUUUAUCUGUUGAAAUAUAAAAUUUAGCCUGUUUUUUAUAUAUAAAUAAAUACUGAAAUCGAAAAAGGUAAAAAACCCUCGCUUGAAAAGCUUUUGUUUUGAAGCCAAUACUCACAACUUCCGAUUUCUUCCCCUCCCUUUUUAAUGUUGUCAAACGUGACGCAUCUCCAUGGCAACUUCUGUGGCUGCGCGGUCGCCUCACAGCGCAUCCCGUUAUUUUGCCUGGAGAGAAGGAGGCAGCUGAGAGUUUGACUGUCACAACUCGUGAGGAAUUGAAAAUAUGAAGCUUUUAAAUUUUUAGUAGUUUGUUAUUUUACUUUUGAAAAUGAGACCGUCACAAAAAGGCCGACAUGGAUACGAAACAACCAAAAGCGCCAAAUGGGGAUUGGAGGGACCUCUUUUCCCGUCGCUGAAGCGUCCGGGUGGGAUGUCCCAGCCAUGGCCCGUACGCCUGCACCCUGCAGAACACAUCCACAGAUCUCACAUCCCUCCUCCUCGUACGCUCUUUCACACCCGCUACGCCGAAGAGAGCGCAGAGCGGCCUCAUUUGGUCACUGUUGUCCACCCGUGCCAAGCUACGCUUCGAAAGGUGACGGUGCUGCUGAACCGCAGAGGUGUGGUGUCCUUUGAGCAGCUGCUGUUGGAUAUUUCAGAAGCUUUGGGUUUUCCUCGCUGGCACGGCGCCCGAGUCACACGCUUGUAUACAACACACGCCCGAGAGGUUAAAGGUGUUUGUGAUUUCUUCCGUGGUGAAGCGGCCUUCCUGGCCCUCGGUAAGGCCCGACCCGAGCUGAGCGGCCUUCAGGAGGCUUUAGAGGAGCUGUUUCCAGAACACCCACACUAUCGUGCCCACGCACUGAAAUCCUGGGAGAGGAGACUCCACCCGUCGCCUAAUAGAGCCACCAAGGCCGACAGUGGAUACAGUGAGGGGACAGACGGCAGUGGGACCAACCAAAGCACACAUGUUAAAAACCCCGAUCAUCACACGUCUCAACAUGCAGACGCACCGGAGAAGCGGGAUCCCGACUCUCAGAAAUCCUCCACAAAGGCUACACGCAGGAAACCUGCUCCUCCACCCAACCACCUGCAGAGACUGCGUGUGAAGGGUGGAGGAAGAGAGCCAAAGCCAUCUCUCGGUGCUCCUUUCAAACAUGAGGAAGCUCUGAGAGAUGCUGUCAUCCCUUCAGGAAAGCUGUGUGAAAACUGCUCAUCGAGGAGAGCGGAGCUUCAAGGUCCAGCAGUGAUCAACAAGUCUUUAGGGAUGGUCCCGCUUCCACCUGUGUCCAGGAAGCAAAAGGGAAGUUCCCACACGAAGCAGGAAGUAAAAAAUGACGUAGUUUCCAGCCCCUCACCUGCUGUGGCUGCCAGCAGAGAGGAUGAGAAGACAAACGGUCAAGCUCCUCUUGUGGAUCGGGCAGACACACACAGGAAGAAAGCCGCAGCUCUUCCCUCUGAGCGCAGCUCCAUCUCUCUGUCAGACAUCGAGCGCGUCUACGAGUUUGGACGGGUCAUUGGAGACGGCAACUUCGCUGUGGUGCGCGAGUGCCGCCGCCGGGACAGCGGAGAACCCCUGGCCUUGAAGAUAGUGGAACGCUCCAAGCUGGUCGGUCGAGAGCACAUGAUGCAGAACGAGCUGAGCCUCCUGGGGAGUCUGAGUCACCCCCGGAUAGUGCGACUGUUCGCUCACCAUCACACUCCCACACACUCGUACCUCGUGAUGGAGUUGGUGAGAGGGGGGGACCUGUUUGAAGCCAUCAGUGACAGUGGGAAGUUUCCGGAGGCUGAAGCAGGACUGAUGGUGUCGGACGUGAGCGAAGCUCUGGAGUACAUCCACGGGAAAAGCAUCGUCCACAGAGACCUCAAACCCGAGAACUUACUGAUCGAGCGCGUUGCUGCUGGUGUCUGCCGGCUGAAGUUGGGAGACUUCGGUCUUGCCAUGGUUGUGACCGAACCAGUCUUCACCAUAUGUGGCACGCCCACAUAUGUAGCACCAGAGAUCCUCCACGAGACAGGUGAUGCAUCUGCGGAGUUUCUCUGCAUCAUUUGCAUCUUCUCACUCUGGUUUUGGUUUUACCCACCAGGAUAUGGUGUAGCCGUGGACGUUUGGGCUCUGGGGGUGAUUCUGUACGUCCUGCUGUGCGGGUUCCCCCCAUUUCGCAGUCGGGAACGAGACCAGGAAGAGCUCUUCAAGCUUAUAAAGCAAGCACAGCUUCACUUCCCGUCUCCGUACUGGGACUCCAUCUCAGAGGAAGCUAAAAACCUCGUCAGAUGUUUAAUUGAAGUGGACCCCACAUUGAGGCUGACCUCAGAACAAACUCUCCAGCAUCCGUGGGUGAAAGCAAUGACAUCGGUUUGCAUGCAGAGGGCGCUCACUGAUAAAACUCAGAAGAAACUGCAAAACGCAGGAGCAAAAAUCAAGAAGCCACAGACAGAAAAUUCAGAAGAACUGCUGACAAACAAAACAGAGAGACACUGUGGAAGUAAAGAGGAAGUCACUCUCAGGAGGAAAACUCAGCUGUCAUUGAGAGAUGAUGACUCCCCAGAUAUGAACCUGCAAUCCAGAUCAUUUGAUCAGAUCAAAACAAGUGAAUCAGUGAAUCAAUCCAUGAAUAAUUUGGUUUUUCAGUCAAAGCAGAACAGUCAAAAAUCAUCAAACCAAAGAUUCAACUAGUCGCCUGACAGAAACUUAAACUCACAACAAGUUCUUUAUUUUGAUUUAUCCUGAAAUGAUUUUUAGAUCAUGUGACCAAAUCAAUGCUACUUAUGAGUUCAUUUGUCCUGCAAUCAGAAAUGUACGAUGGAAGUUAUUAGUUUUUGUUGAUGAUUUUGUUGUCCUGUCUCUUCUGUGUUCUUUUUAGUACUUUUUCUUAAGUGAUUUCUUUUUACAGGUGAUAUAUUGUGUAGAAUAUUUAGCUAUUUUUGACUAAUACUGCAAACGAGUCAUUUUUUAUCAUCUUAAAGUAGAACAUGUUAUUUUACAUCAAACUUUUAAUCCAAGUCAAUUAUUAAACAUUAUUCAACAAAAUCUUAGCUUUUUGUAUAUAUUUUUAGCUUAAAUUGCACUGGCAGGUUGUACUGUGAAGAUUUUACAAAAAAUAAGACAAGAUGUACCCAAACAGAAGCUCUGGAUAAACUUUUGUCCACGUUU